This is a messenger RNA of Microthlaspi erraticum, 1617 nucleotides long. The record is from the annotation of a GenBank genome assembly. Lineage: Eukaryota; Viridiplantae; Streptophyta; Magnoliopsida; Brassicales; Brassicaceae.
AUGACUUCAUUGAUAAAGAAUCAUACCUGGGAUUUGAUUGAGAAACCGGAAGAUGCCAGGGUUGUAGGCAGUAAAUGGAUCUUUACAGUGAAAUCAGGGAUUCCAGGGGUUGAGGCAAAGCGGCACAAGGCAAGGUUGGUGGCUCAGGGGUUUUCUCAGACAGAGGGUGUUGACUACAAUGAGAUCUUCUCACCUGUGGUUAAGCAUGUCUCUAUUCGACUAAUGCUAUCAGCGGUUGUUAACAGAGACUAUGAGCUAGAACAGAUGGAUGUCAAGACUGCAUUUCUACACGGUGACUUAGAAGAAAGGAUACUAAUGAAGCAACCAGAAGGUUUCAUUAAGAAAGGAGAUGAAAACAAAGUAUGCCUACUCAGGAAAUCUCUAUAUGGUCUAAAACAGUCACCAAGGCAGUGGAAUAUCAAGUUUGACAGUUUUAUGAAGGAAGCAAACUUCAUCAGAGCGAGCAGUUUGUCAGAGAUCAGAUUGGUAAAAGACAGUUUGAGCUCUAAGUUCGAAAUGAAAGACAUGGAUGCUACAACAACAACAACUCCACUUGCUACUCAUUUCAAGCUAAAAAGUUUAACUAAAGCAGAGAAAUUAGAGGAAGCAGUUCAUAUGGAGAAUACACCCUAUGCUAGUGCAGUGGGAAGUUUGAUGUAUGCAAUGAUUGGUUCAAGGCCAGACUUAGCAUAUGCAGUUGGGGUUAUAAGCAGGUUCAUGUCAAAUCCAGGGAGAGGUCAUUGGACAGCAGUGAAAUGGGUUUUACGCUACCUAAGAGUCUGUGGUAGCCUAUCAACUACUGAAGCUGAGUACAUGGCCCUAUCUUCAGCAGUGAGAGAGGCUAUAUGGUUAAAGGGUUUAUGCAGUGAGUUGGGUUUUGAUGCAGGUAACUCCAUUGUCAAAGGUACCUCGCAAACAAGAAAAGGUACCUCGCAAACUCCGAUUUGCUUCGACGUGAUAGUGAAUGCGACGGAAGGCGCGAUUCCUUCCCCCAGAUGUAGCUACAAAGAAGACGGCAAUUCUUGUUCCUUGAAGAACAGAUUUGAGGUUUUCGACACAAAAACACAGAGUUGGGACACUGAGAGCAUCGACCCUUGCAGCGAGACACAAUGCAAUUUUAAUAACUCGAGAAGCGCAUGUAUUGACGGAAAGUUACACGUGCUGAAGACUAGAACACAGGGGGUAGCUUUCAAUUCCAAGGAACGUAGAUGGGACUUGAGUGGACCACAAAUGGGUCAUUAUAUGAUUUCUUAUUCUUACUGCGUGAUAGAGAAUGUUAUGUACCUUAUUACUUCUGACGGAUUAUUGUGUUGGUAUGACACCGAGGUAAGCAGGUGGAGAUGUUUGACGGGUUUGGAAGGACUACCUGAGUUCCGUCAUGACGCUAGAUUGGCUGAUUAUGGUGGAAAGCUUGCGGUUUUGUGGGAAGGCAAGAUAGAGAAUGAUCCGUAUGAUUUAAGGCAAGGGGGCGGCUAUAACAAGAUUUGGUAUGCGGAGAUUGCGCUUGAGAGACGGCAAAAAGGACGUGAGAUUUGGGGGACAGUUGAGUGGCUUGAUAAUGUGCUCACAGUCCCUAAAUCAUGUAAUCUCGUGAAGGUUCUUGCGGUUACUGUUUGA